Messenger RNA from Oppiella nova, 4788 nucleotides. NCBI's taxonomy places the organism in Eukaryota, Metazoa, Arthropoda, Arachnida, Sarcoptiformes, Oppiidae. The record is from the annotation of a GenBank genome assembly.
AUGGACGUGGAUCUACUGGACACUUGUGAACAAUCAAAUAUAACCAUUCCUUUAGUAACGGAUAUACCGAUUGAAAACCAAAAUUCAAGCGCUUUAUCUGAAUUGAUGUCAACCUCUGACCCCUUAUUAUUGAUUGUGUCGCAUAAGAGGGACAUAAGACUCGCCAAAGUGUCCGAUAAUCACACACUUUAUUACAUAGACUCAGAAUUUGUACAAAAAUGCAAUCAAUACGUGUUUGCCAUUGACUAUACUAUUGCUGACAAUUAUUUGAUUGCCAUUAAGACUGUAUCUCAAUAUUCACCAGAUUUGGCCACUUUGUAUAGACAGCCCAUUAUCGACAACCAGUCCAUUGCUGUCAACACAAGCAAUGACUUAAUAGAUAUAACCGAAAGUUAUAAAUCAUUGGCAUUGGAUUACAUCCAUAAUAUAAUAUACUACCCCCUGUGUAACUACAUGAACAAGGAUAUUGGUAUAUAUGCCGUCAAUAUGACUGACCCCCACAAACACCAGUUCCCAAUUGUUAGGCAACAACAUUGUGUGGUCAAAGAUAUUCGUGUGGAUCCGUUGGAAUCACUAUUAUUCUGGAGUGAAUACAUACCAUCGGAAACCAGUUCCAGUUCUUAUAGUUCUUACAGUCGAUACACUUCGAGACCAACUUAUAGUGACGCGAGACAUAAAAGCCAUAUAAUGCGGUCAUCACAGGACGGACAGGGCGUUCAGAUUAUUAUGUAUUCACAGUAUGUGCGAAGGAAUACCUUGAGCAUAGACAUCACAGCCAAAAGGCUUUAUUGGAUUAGUUCCGAGAAUUCGUAUUCAUCUGUCAGUCGGUUAUACACUAUUGGAUACGACGGCUCAGACCAGAAGCUAAUCCUGUCGUCAAAGAGUCUGUUCUCAGAGACCACUAUCACCGCAAUGGAUGUGUUCGGGGAUUACAUCUAUUGGACGGACAAUGCAAACGAUACUAUACUUCGCGUAAAUAUGAAGGAGUCGAGUGAAGAACCGGUAGUCCAUGUGCUGUUGCAAUCGGGUAUAGACAUCAAUGCCAUGAAAGUAGUGCACAAAUCGCGUCAACCUAUGGCUAGAAAUAAAUGUGAGUCUCAUUUGUGUCCCAAACUGUGCCUACCGUCCAGUUAUAAUCACCGCAACUAUACCUGCCGUUCCCAAUGCGAGUCGCAGACUUGGAACGGGAAUACCUGUGUCACUGAGAGCCCGGUGUCCGUAACUCCUAUUUAUAGAGUAACAACCCCUUCAACUCCGUAUGAAGUGUUGGACAACGAAACAAAGUUAUUGUUUGUGUCCUAUAAGGAGGGAAUUUAUGUCAAACAGAAUAUUCACGAAUUGGACACUAAUUACAUUGAGUCCAUUGGAUUGGUCUCAAGCAAUGAGUUGAUUACGGAAUUGGAUUAUAAUUACAACAAGAAUUUUAUGCUUUAUAUCGUAAAUAAUAUUAUUACUGGAUUUACAUUAUAUGCCACACCUAUUGAUAGAAGUAAGCCAUCGAUGUAUAGAAACAAUCAACGAUUACUCAAAAAGUCUUAUGACUGCAAAUCAAUGGCUUAUGAUUAUAUACACGAUUUAGUGUAUAUAGGGGUCGCUAAAGGUAUCGAAGUGUUUACUAUUGGCCACAAUCUGUACUCAUAUGAUGUGGUCAUUCAUAAUGAAUAUCAUAAUUCAUAUGAUGUGGCGGUCGACCCCAACAAUGGACUUCUUGUAUGGUCUAAAACGAAGUAUAUGUUAGGCUCAUACUUGGUCCGAUAUAUGGGAAGCAUAAUGCGUGCCAAUCAGGACGGCUCUAACAUACAGGUGCUCUAUAAUAACACCGAUUUUUUGGAAUCAAUCACUUACUUUGGGACUAAUUACCGGUUAAUAAAAGAUAGUUCCCGGUUUAGUUCAGUAUUUUCUAUGGAUAUGUUCGGGGAAAACAUUUUUUGGUCCAAUUCUGAUACCAAUUCUAUAUAUAUAACGGAUAUUACCGAAAGGGAAAGUGUGGAGAGGUUGGUCACGUCGUACGCGGAUUUACAGGCUAUCCGUGUCCUCGACCCUAACCGACAAAUCAAUGGCACAAAUAGGUGUCUCAAUCAUGAAUGUUCGCAACUCUGUCUACCCGUCCAACAUUACUACCGGUGUGUUUGCGCUAAGAAUCGGAUUCUGUGUAAAGAGAAUGAAACAUUAAUAAUGAAAACAAAUGACAAGAAUCUCAUAGAGAAUACAACCGAUGAUAGUAUGGGAAGGAUAUCACAAAAAUUGGAUUCUUUGCUGAACACGACUAAUUUUGCCACUUUGUAUAGACAGCCCAUUAUCGACAAGCAGUCCAUUGCUGGCAACACAAGCGAUGACUUAAUAGAUAUAACCGAAAGUUAUAAAUCAUUGGCAUUGGAUUACAUCCAUAAUAUAAUAUACUACCCCCUGUGUAACUACAUAAGCAAGGAUAUUGGUAUAUAUGCCGUCAAUAUCACUAACCCCCACAAACAUCAGUUCCCAAUUGUUAGGCAACAACAUUGUGUGGCCAAAGAUAUUCGUGUGGAUCCGUUGGAAUCACUAUUAUUCUGGAGUGAAUACAUACCAUCGGAAACCACUUCCAGUUCUUAUAGUUCUUACAGUUCUUACAGUCGAUACACUUCGAGACCAACUUAUAGUGACGCGAGACAUAAAAGCCAUAUAUUGCGGUCAUCACAGGACGGACAGGGCGUUCAGAUUAUCGUGUAUUCACAGUAUGUGCGAAGGAAUACCUUGAGCAUAGACAUCACAGCCAAAAAGCUUUAUUGGAUUAGUUCCGAGAGUUCGUAUUCAUCUGUCAGUCGGUUAUACACUAUUGGAUACGACGGCUCAGACCAGAGGCUAAUCCUGUCGUCAAAGAGUCUGUUCUCAGAGACCACUAUCACCUCCACUUUGUAUAGACAGCCCAUUAUCGACAACCAGUCCAUUGCUGGCAACACAAGCGAUGACUUAAUAGAUAUAACCGAAAGUUAUAAAUCAUUGGCAUUGGAUUACAUCCAUAAUAUAAUAUACUACUCCCUGUGUAACUACACGAGCAAGGAUAUUGGUAUAUAUGCCGUCAAUAUGACUGACCCCCACAAACACCAGUUCCCAAUUGUUAGGCAACAACAUUGUGUGGCCAAAGAUAUUCGUGUGGAUCCGUUAGAAUCGCUAUUAUUCUGGAGUGAAUACAUACCAUCGGAAACCAGUUCCAGUUCUUAUAGUUCUUACAGUCGAUACUCUUCGAGAUCAACUUAUAGUGACACGAGACAUAAAAGCCAUAUAUUGCGGUCAUCACAGGACGGACAGGGCGUUCAGAUUAUCGUGUAUGCACAGUAUGUGCGAAGGAAUACCUUGAGCAUAGACAUCACAGCCAAAAGGCUUUAUUGGAUUAGUUCCGAGAGUUCGUAUUCAUCUGUCAGUCGGUUAUACACUAUUGGAUACGACGGCUCAGACCAGAGGCUAAUCCUGUCGUCAAAGAGUCUGUUCUCAGAGACCACUAUCACCGCAAUGGAUGUGUUCGGGGAUUACAUCUAUUGGACGGACAACACAAACGAUACCAUACUUCGUGUGAAUAUGAAGGAGUCGAGUGAAGAAUCGGUAGUCCAUGUGGUGUUGCAAUCGGGUAUAGACAUCAAUGCCAUGAAAGUAGUGCACAAAUCGCGUCGACCUAUGGCUAGAAAUAAAUGUGAGUCUCAUUUGUGUCCCGAACUGUGUCUACCGUCCAGUUAUAAUCACCGCAACUACACGUGCCGUUCCCAAUGCGAGUCGCAGACUUGGAACGGGAAUACCUGUGUCACUGUGAACCCGGUGUCCGUAACUCCUAUUUAUAGAGUGACAACCCCUUUAACACAGUAUGAAGUGUUGGACAACGAAACGAAAUUAUUGUUUGUGUCCUAUAAGGAGGGAAUUUAUGUCAAGCAGAAUAUUCACGAAUUGGACACUAAUUUCAUUGAGUCCAUUGGAUUGGUCUCAAGCAAUGAGUGGAUUACGGAAUUGGAUUAUAAUUACAACAAUUUUAUGCUUUAUAUCGUAAAUAGGGUCGCUAAAGGUAUCGAAGUGUUUACUAUUGGCCACAAUCUGUACUCAUAUGAUGUGGUCAUUCAUAAUGAAUAUCAUAAUUCAUAUGAUGUGACGGUCGACCCCAACAAUGGACUACUUGUAUGGUCUAAAACGAAGUAUACGUUAGUCUCAUACGAAUAUAUGGGAAGCAUAAUGCGUGCCAAUCAGGACGGCUCUAACAUACAGGUGCUCUAUAAUAACACAGAUUUUUUGGAAUCAAUCACUUACUUAGGGACUAAUUACCGGUUAAUAAAAGAUAGUUCCCGGUUUAGUUCAGUAUUUUCUAUGGAUAUGUUGGGGGAAAACAUUUUUUGGUCCAAUUCUGAUACCAAUUCUAUAUAUAUAACGGAUAUUACCGAAAGGGAAGGUGAGGAGAGGUUGAUCACGUCGUACGCGGAUUUACAGGCUAUCCGUGUCCUCGACCCUAACCGACAAAUCAAUGGCACAAAUAGGUGUCUCAAUCAUGAAUGUUCGCAACUCUGUCUACCCGUCCAACAGGACUACCGGUGUGUUUGCGCUAAGAAUCGGAUUCUGUGUAAAGAGAAUGAAACAUUAGUACUGCAAACAAAUGACACGAAUCUCAUAGAGAAUACAACCGAUGAUAGUAUGGGAAAGAUAUCACAAAAAUUGGAUUCUUUGCUGAACACGACAAGUAAUGCCACCAACUAUUGGAUUAUUAUAGCAGUGAUUAUCAUAUCUAUUAAUUUACUGCUAAUCGGUAUCUAUUUUUACCGCAAAAUGAAAGCGUAA